Messenger RNA from Tuber aestivum (summer truffle), 1768 nucleotides. NCBI's taxonomy places the organism in Eukaryota, Fungi, Ascomycota, Pezizomycetes, Pezizales, Tuberaceae. The record is from the annotation of a GenBank genome assembly.
AUGGCAGCAAGACGCUAUAUCCUCCUGCUCGGCUCAAUCUUCAUCAUAAGCCUGACCUUCAACUUCCUCCUUCCAACAAGCCUGACGCCGCAGAAAGUGCCGAAGCUCUCGCUGCCAGACUUAAAGUCCGAGAUCAAACAGCACGCACCGAACCUCUUCAAGCCCGCAACACACAAGCCACCACCACCGUCGAAUUCUACCGCGUCCAGCGAGGGCUGGUUUUCUAGCUGGAAGUGGCUCAAUCCCUUUAGCAGUAAUAUUGCCAAGAACGAGGAGAGGAGCGCGCUACCGCCUUUGGAGAAGAGGUGUCCCGUUUACACCUUCUUCGAUGAUGGCGACGAGAGGGAGGAUGGGGUGCUGUUGGCGUGGAGGAGGGCCUUCUGGGCUCAGGGCUUUAAGCCCUUGGUGCUCGGGAGGGCGGAGGCGGAGGAGCAUGGGCUUUAUAGGGUCGUCAAGGGGAGGUUUGGCGAGGAGUUUGAGAGGGAGGUUAUGAGGUGGUUGGCCUGGGGGAGGGUUGGGACGGGAGGGGUUUUGGUGGAUUAUAGGGUAUGUAUGGCAUCAGUUGCUCCUGUGGGGGGAAUUGGGUUGGGAAUUAAUCUAAUCGCUCCCGGGAUAGAUCAUACCGAUGGCCCCCCGCGAUGACUACGGACUCACCGCUCUCCGUCGCUGUGACUUUGACGGCGUGACCAGGUACGAAGGCUGGGGAAACCGUCUGUUCGCCGGCGACAAGUCCUCAAUCGACAUCUUCCUGAAGCACAUUACCGACACCGCGACCGACAACACCGCAUCCAUCGAAGAAAUCUCCAAGACUGCCCCCGAAGGUCUAAUCCGUAUCGAACCCCUCCCCCGCUCCUUCGCUGACUACACCCCAUCCGCGGUAGCGGACCGCUGGCCAGACCUAAGCGCCGCCCAACUUCCCACACUCAUAAACUCGCACCUGCACGAGACCUUCCUGUCGACAUACAACACCAGCAUAAACAUCCUCUCCCCACUUCCCAUCGAACUCCAGCCGGCCUACGCGGCCAUAACGGCCCUGGCAACCCGCCUCUCCUUCUGUCCACCCGGGAACCCAAUCCCGGGCUCCUGCCCCUCCAACCGCCCCUGCACCUUUUGCAAGAGCCCCCCCGUGGCACCCAAACCCUUCAUCCCCCAGGACCCUUCCACUUUCCUCCUCGCUGCCGUGCCGCACCCCUACACCUACUACGCACUGAUGGACACGACCUUUAGCCUGUCGGAAAACACCCGACGCACCCUCCGCUACGUGCGCACCCAGAAUCGGAAUCGUGACGCAUGGCUGCACAAGGCCACCACGCCUCCGCUGAAAGAGGGCUUGGGCCCCGGCACCCGCGUCCUCGCCAUCAAGGAGAUGAUCGCCGCCCCUGCCAGGGCGAACUUCUCAAGUCUGUGGGUCUCGGCCGAGGCGCCCGUCCACGAAGAGGAGAUCCCGUGGAUAUUCGGUUUCACGCUCACCUCCGCGGAAGAUUUCAAGAUUGAGAAGCCGACCGGGGACGAGCGUAGGAAUGUUGUGUUCCGGAAGACGGUUGGCGAGGUGCUUGGUGGGAAGAUGGUCGGGGAGGAGAAAAUGGAGGAUAAUAAGGAGAUCGCUAGGAUUAGGUGGGCUGUUGAAGCGUGGAAUUUGGGAAGCGCUGAGGCGUGGAAGUUCACGGGUGCCUUUGUCGAGAGGAUGGUGCAGGAGAGGAAGGAGUGGAGUGCUAGUGAGAAGGAAUUUGGAAGGGGGUUAAGUGGGGAAGAGAAGAAUGGGGAGUAG